Messenger RNA from Ictalurus furcatus (blue catfish), 2878 nucleotides. Its product is annotated as synembryn-A. Gene Ontology annotation, molecular function: G-protein alpha-subunit binding; guanyl-nucleotide exchange factor activity. The transcript is spliced from 14 exons. Bases 243 to 2201 code for a protein of 652 amino acids. The record is from RefSeq and is a predicted model, not a curated record. Gene Ontology annotation, cellular component: cytoplasm; plasma membrane. Gene Ontology annotation, biological process: G protein-coupled receptor signaling pathway. Lineage: Eukaryota; Metazoa; Chordata; Actinopteri; Siluriformes; Ictaluridae.
CAGGGUGGAGAUUAGAUUAGGAAAAUGAGCAGCUAAAUCCACCAUGCUCAGAUUACUCAAAAGGAUAGAGUAACACACACACACACACACACACACACACACACACACUCUCACACACACACACACGCACUGGAGCAGGUAAGGAAGUGUAACAGGUAAGUUAAUGAUGAAGUAUUGUUUGAAAUGAUCCUGGAGGUGUAAACUUUAUUUGAUGUGAGGUUUUAUUUGCUGUAAGAGACGUCAUGGCUGUGGAUGUGGAGAAGAUCAUCCAGUGCAUCACACACGGAGACCAGGACAGCGUCCUGACGCAGCUGGACCACUACAACACCGAGUUUGCACAGUGUUUCUUUUUUAAUGUGGAGGAAAGAGAGAGGAGAAAGCAACGAGAGCUGGAGGAGUUCCGCAGGAAUAAAGUGAGAGACUACGUUCCAGACCCGGACUCAGAAUUCGGCUCAGGAGAUGAAGACAGUGAGGAUCCAGACCUGGUCCUGCGAAGGCGGUUGGCUGAAGCUCUGCUCCGGUUCAUCCGGACUCGUCUCCAGCCCAGCGUUCUCAGUGCGUGUUUGCGUACACUACGUAUUCUCUCCCGUGACCGCCAGGCACUCGCGCCCUUCAUCACUGACUCGGCCAUCCUCACCCUCGCCUCCCUGGGUGGCAUCAAAACCCCACCCCUUUCUCACCAUGACAAUGAGGAGGAGGAGAAGGAGAUAGGAGAAGAGACCGUGGACAGCGUCGCCUCCGCCCCCUCACACACCCCACACUGUGUGAGCGAGGACAUCACGGAGAUGGAAAGAACUGAUGACAUCUACGGAGUGUUGACGAGAGGAAAGAGGGACGCCAGAGAGGAGGAAGACGAGGAGAGGAGCGAGUGGUAUGAUGAUGGAGAGGUGUGGAGGAAAGAAGCCAUGAAGACUCUCUGUAAUAUCAUCUACAACAGCCAGAGGGCGCAAGAGAGGGCCAGUGCACUGAGACUCCUCCCAGGUCUUUCGGAAAAGCUGAAGGAUGGCAUUCGCUCUGUGUCGCCCCCCAGUGGUCAGUUCUAUGAGCUGCGGCUGCUGUUCCUGUUGACGGCUUUAAGGCCUGAACUCAGACGACAGCUGCGGCAGGAGCGUGGCGUGUCCAUGCUGACGGCUGCUCUGGAGCAGUGUUUGGAAGUUCAGUGGGCUGAUGUGUACGAGGUGGUGGCCUGGGACUCCGAGUCGCCCCCUGUCUGUAAGGAGGUCUCUCAGCGUGCCAUUGAGAUCCUGAAAGUCCUGUUUAACGUCACGUACAGCUCGCACACACAGCAACCUGAUGAGGAGGAUGCAGCUCUGUAUCGCCGCCUAGCUGCUGUACUGCGUCACUGCCUGCUGCUGCCCUGCCAAGGGGAAGAACUGACCGAGGAACUACAGGGGCAGACGGUGAAUGUGUUGUCAGCACUCCCUCUGCAGUGUCUGGACGUCCUGCUCUCGGCUUGUCUCUCUGAGGGAUCGAGGGAAUCGGGCGGAGUCAACAUGGACUGUGUCCACUCACUGCUAUUGUUCAUGGAGAGGAGACUGGACAGAGGUCAUAAGCUGAAGGAGAGACUGACUCCGGUGCUGAACCUCCUGACUGAGAGCUGUAGGGCUCACAGAGAAACACGACACUACUUCAGACAGCAGAUUCUGCCGCCGCUGAGGGACGUGGCGCUGAGACCCGAGCAAGGAGACACGAUCCGUAACAAAUUGGUGAGACUGAUGACGCACGUGGACACGGAGCUGAAACACUGUGCCGCUGAGCUACUGUUUGUGCUCUGCAAAGAAAACGUGGGCCGGUUCGUGAAGUACACUGGUUAUGGCAAUGCAGCAGGUUUGUUAGCAGCCCGAGGCCUCCUGAGCGGUCGCAGCUCGACUCCUCAGUCUAAGUACUCCAGUGACUCAGACUCGGACACGGAGGAGUACCGACAGGCCAGAGACAGGAUCAACUUGGUGACGGGGCGAGUCGAGGAGCCGCAGCCCGACCCCAUGGAGGGGAUGAGUGAGGAGGAGAAGGAGGCCGAAGCUGUGCGUCUUGUCACCAUGUUCAACAGACUCUCCAGGGAUAAGAUCAUUCAGCCGAUGUCGGUGACACCGGACGGCCGACUGGCGCCUCUCUGUGGCAGUAUGAGAAAUAGCGCCCUGGAAGAGGAGGAAGAGGAGGAAGAGGAGGAGGAAGAAGAAGCAGACUGUGAGGAAGUGGAUUAGGAUGUGAUCCUGAACCCUGAACCUCCAUCAUUCAGUUCCAGCUCUUAUCCAAUUGCUAAUGUAGUGGACUGAAUGUGGAUUUGGUAGGGAGGUAGAUAUGCAGGUACAGGGUUGUUAAUCAGUGGCGUAGAUGGAGAGCAAAAGAAAGGGAUCACAAAAAGAUACGGGGAAAAAGAGAAAGAGAAAACUGACAGUCCGAGAUACAGUACAGAAAAGGGAAAAGAGAUGAAGAAUGAUAUAUAACAUGUACAUAAAAGCACAGACCAUGGCAGUUCUAUAUACAGGAUAGUGUGUGUGUGUGUGUGUGUGUGUGUGUGUGUGUGUAGUCACAUGAUAGCAGCAUCCCUGUAGGAAAAUAUGUAAUAAUUUUUGAAGAGAGUGAGAGUUACAGUGAGAGAGAGAGAGAGAGAGAGAGAGAGUGAGAGAGAGAGAGAGACACAAAGAAAGACAGCCAUCAUUGCAGACAGAAAAAUGCUAGCAAGGUUGCCAUGACUGCGUUGCCAUGGUAACUACAGGAAUAUGUAGUUCUCCAGAUUUGAGAUCUAUCUAUCUCUCUCCCUCUCUCUCUCUCUCUUUUCCAAAGACUGAAGUGUUUACCUCGGAUGAGAGCUGCUGAGGUUCAAAUCUAAUGCCGUGUGAGCUGUAAUGAAAGAAUAUUAGCAGCUAAAUAAAAAAAC